This is a messenger RNA of Leguminivora glycinivorella, 519 nucleotides long. RefSeq names its product pheromone-binding protein-like. The transcript has 3 exons. NCBI's taxonomy places the organism in Eukaryota, Metazoa, Arthropoda, Insecta, Lepidoptera, Tortricidae. Gene Ontology annotation, molecular function: odorant binding. The record is from RefSeq and is a predicted model, not a curated record. Bases 1 to 498 code for a protein of 165 amino acids.
AUGUGUGGGCAUAAAGAAGUUCUGCUCCUGGCGUUCAUUUGCCUCAGUUUGGGCAAACUUGUGGACUCAUCUCAGCAAGUUUUGUCAGACAUGUCCAACAACUUUGCAAAAGCUUUAGACGAAUGUAAGAGAGAGCAAAACCUGCCAGACUCCAUCAUCGGUGACUUCAUAAACUUCUGGAAGGAGGACUACGAGCUGUCGAACCGGCACACCGGCUGCGCCAUCAUGUGCCUCUCCAAGAAGCUGGAGAUCGUGGACCCUGACCUGCAGCUGCACCAUGGAAAUGCCAAGGACUUUGCCAUGAAGCAUGGAGCUGAUGAGCAGCUAGCUGUGGACCUGGUAACCGUGAUCCACGAGUGCGAGAAGACGCUGCAGCCAAACGAGGACCAGUGCGUGAAGGUGCUGGAGUGGGCCAAGUGCUUCAAGGUCGAGAUCCAUAAGAAGGGCAUGGCGCCCUCCAUGGACGUCGCCGUGGGGGAGGUGCUGGCCGAAGUCUAAGCAGCCACGAAGAUACCACGG